This is a messenger RNA of Scatophagus argus, 839 nucleotides long. It is a transcript of the gene ube2t, whose product is annotated as ubiquitin-conjugating enzyme E2T (putative). The transcript has 7 exons. The record is from RefSeq and is a predicted model, not a curated record. Bases 166 to 750 code for a protein of 194 amino acids. NCBI's taxonomy places the organism in Eukaryota, Metazoa, Chordata, Actinopteri, Scatophagidae.
AUCGUGUUCAGUUUGCGUGAAAUUAAAACAGAAAAAGAAGAAGCUGGUCUGAGAGGGAAAUCCAAAACACACCCUCGUUUCCUCCAGGAUGGUGUAGUGAAGGCAGAAAAUAAAGUUAAGCUAAACAGCGGUCAAAAAAAGACAGUUAAGCGGCAGAACACAGAAAUGCAGAGAGCCUCCCGUUUGAAGCGUGAACUUCAGAUGCUGAGCACCGAGCCACCUCCCGGAAUAACAUGCUGGCAGACCGAGGACCGGAUAGAAGAGCUCCAGGCACAGAUAGUGGGCGGGGCAGAGACGCCAUAUGAAGGUGGGAUCUUCUCCCUGGAGAUCAAGGUCCCUGAAAGGUACCCAUUUGAGCCUCCCAAAAUACGUUUCUUGACCCCCAUCUACCACCCAAACAUUGAUAAUUCUGGACGUAUCUGUCAUGAUGCUCUCAAACUCCCACCAAAGGGUGCGUGGAAGCCAUCCCUAAACAUCUCUACUGUCCUUACCUCCAUUCAGCUGCUUAUGGCUGAGCCCAACCCGGAUGAUCCACUCAUGGCUGAUAUCUCAUCAGAGUUCAAAUACAACAAACAGAUCUUCAUGGAGAAGGCCAAGAAGUGGACACAGGAACAUGCUAUUCAGAACAAUAUGGGAGUUGUGAAGGGCAACAAAAAAAAUAAUUCAGAUCAGAAAGCUUCAUCCCGCAAAAGAGAAGACGUCAGUGCUCAGCAGGAGGCAGAGGAACCAACAAAGAGGACUUGCAUGUAGUUGCUGUCUCACUUUUCCUUUUACUUACUUUUAUUUAUACAUAAUUUUUGUGCAUGUUUUGUGUCAUUAAAGUUUAUUUUGAACGUAAA